This is a messenger RNA of Rosa rugosa (rugosa rose), 1632 nucleotides long. Its product is annotated as E3 ubiquitin-protein ligase SIS3. Gene Ontology annotation, biological process: sugar mediated signaling pathway. NCBI's taxonomy places the organism in Eukaryota, Viridiplantae, Streptophyta, Magnoliopsida, Rosales, Rosaceae. Bases 294 to 1406 code for a protein of 370 amino acids. The record is from RefSeq and is a predicted model, not a curated record. Gene Ontology annotation, molecular function: ubiquitin-protein transferase activity. The transcript is spliced from 10 exons.
AACGGCUGGAGUAAUGGGCAAAAAGAUACAGUCAGCAUUUUCGAGUUUCCAAACUUCCAAAAGAUCAAGUCCAUCUCAGAGUCCAUAGACUCCGACUCGCCGACUCAGUGGUGGUGGUGGUUCACCGUUCACUCCCUUACCCCCUGUCUCUCUAUUUCCGGCGAGCUUUGUUCUCUCCGAAACCUCUCUCCUUCCGCGAAAGAUCGGAGUCCGAUUCAAACAUUUCCUUCCUGAAAUGAGUAUCGUCGGAUCUUGUAACUCACUCGCAGCGAUUCGCUCAUAGCUCGACCUCCAUGGCCAUCAGAGGCGUCGAUUUCAAGUGGUACGAUGGAUUCUUCUUGUCCAUGCUCGCGACCAGUGUAGUAAUUGUUGCGAUUAAUUGGAAGCGGUACCAUACUUGUACAUAUCCGUUGCAUAUAUGGAUUGUGGUUGAUUACACUACAGUGUUUGUAUUUCGCUUGUUGAUGUUUGUUGAUAAUGGGCUGGCAGCUGGAAUGGGUUUGGAUUUUGGGUGGCAGCAAAGAUAUGCUCGUUUCUGUGGGAGAGUAGUGGUUCUUUCAAUUCUUUCUCUGCUACUCUAUCCAUUUCUUUGGGCUUGGACGGUCAUUGGGACUCUGUGGUUUAGAAGCUCGAAGGACUGUUUGCCUGAAGAUGGACAGAAAUGGGGUUUUCUUAUUUGGUUGCUUUUUAGUUACUGUGCACUACUUUGCAUUUCGUGCAUGUCACUUGGGAAGUGGUUGACACGAAGACAGGCACACUUAGUGCGUGCUCAACAAGGGAUUCCUGUAUCAGAGUAUGGGGUUUUGGUUGAUAUGAUCCGGGUGCCAGAUUGGGCAUUUGAAGCUGCAGGUCAAGAGGCAAGAGGAAUGGGUCAAGAAGCGGCAUACCAACCUGGACUUUACUUGACAACAGCACAGAGAGAAGCAGUGGAGGCACUCAUUCAGGAGCUUCCAAAGUUCAGGUUGAAGGCUGUUCCAACUGAUUGCAGUGAAUGUCCAAUCUGCUUAGAAGAGUUCUAUGAAGGCAAUGAGGUUCGCGGCUUACCUUGCGCUCACAAUUUCCAUGUAGAAUGCAUCGAUGAGUGGCUUCGAUUGAAUGUGAAAUGUCCUCGGUGCCGUUGCUCAGUCUUUCCGAAUCUCGACCUCAGUGCUAUUUCCACUCUCCGAGCUGAGUCUGAACGGUCAUCUGUCAUGUUGACUGCCAACCGGUAUGUGAGAACCCAACCAUCAAGUCAGAGCUAUAUGCUGAGAUUGCAGGGUUUGCUCCACCCAGUCCAUACAGAAACUGCAAGCAAUGGGGCGGACACUGCUUUGGAAACUGCCGAGAAUGGGGGUGUUGCCAUGUCUAGCCGGGAUCCAUUAAGCCCAGGGCAGGUCCCUUCUGUUGGACAUGUUAAUAGUUGUUGAGUCCACCUCCACUCCACAACAGCAAUAAUAGAGUGUUCAUGUAACUGCGGUUUCUAACCCUCAUGCCAAGGAAGGCUUAUUGGUGUUAUUAAUCUGUACCAGGCCAUCAUUGCUUGGCAUUCUUUUGCAAUACCUGUAGUAAAAAGCUUUUGCCACGGUUUUCUUUGUAAUGAUAUACGGAUUCAUGGUUAACAAAUGCAGAUUAGAUACUCAACUCAACCAAAGC